GUUUCAGAAACGACUUGCUUGACAUAAUUUGUGUCAAGAAGCAAUAAUAGAAAGAACAUACAAUAAGUCAAAAACACGUCGACUAUCCUGUGAAUUUUGAUACAAACUUAGUUUUUUGAUUGAAAAUGUUAAGAUAUAGGGGUAAGAAGAAAGUAAUUGACAGGGUGAAGGAGCUGGAUGCCUUCCCCAAAGUGCCCGAAGAGUACGUGGACAGUACAUCUGUAGGCGGCACUUUUUCAGUUAUCGCAUUUUUUAUAAUUAUGUUGCUGAUAUACAGUGAAGUGACGUAUUAUUUAGACAGUAAUUUAGUUUUCAAAUUCGUGCCGGAUGUCGAUAUGGACGAAAAACUUCGAAUAAACAUUGAUAUGACUGUUGCUAUGCCUUGCUCUAACAUCGGUGCUGAUAUUCUGGAUUCCACAUCACAGAGCGUUUUCGGUUUCGGUGAGCUACAAGAAGAAGAUACGUGGUUCGAGCUAACACAGGAGCAGCAAGACGCAUUUGAUGCAGUAAAAUAUCUCAAUUCCUAUCUCAGAGAAGAGUAUCAUUCCAUUUGGAAGUUACUGUGGAAGAAAGGCCAUGGAUCAGUUCGGGCUACGAUACCACCUAGAAAAACAAAACCGAAUCGUCGACCAGAUGCAUGUAGACUCCAUGGAGUUCUAACUUUGAAUAAAGUAACUGGCAACUUCCAUGUUACUGCAGGAAAAAGUUUGCAUUUACCUAGAGGACACAUUCAUCUGAACAUGCUAUUUGAUGACACUCCACAGAACUUUAGUCAUAGAAUACAUAGACUUAGCUUUGGUAGCCCUGCCAAUGGAAUCAUUUACCCCCUGGAAGGAGACCUUAAAGUGACCCAUGAUGAAAAUAUGCUAUACCAAUACUUCAUAGAAGUUGUACCAACUGAUGUAGACACCACUUUUGAGACUAUAAAAACUUUUCAAUAUUCUGUCAAAGAAUUGGAAAGACCAAUAAGUCAUUCUAAGGGGUCUCACGGAGUGCCCGGUGUCUUCUUCAAGUAUGACAUGGCUGCUUUGAAGGUAAAAGUUUACCAAGAAAGGGAGAAUGUAUUGCAAUUUACUUUAAGACUGUUCUCAAUUAUCGGAGGCAUUUAUAUUGUAGUGGGGUUCUUGAAUACAAUUGUUUUGACUGUAAAAACCGCUCUUUUGCACAAAGCUGCUCCAAUGGCAGUUGCUCAAAAACAAAUGUACAAUACUAAGAUGCAUGGACAGAAAAACCCACUGUUGGUCACACCAGACCUCAGUGUCCCUGUAGAACUGGUGAAACCAUGACAUCAAGCACCCCGUAGAUAUAAGUUUUAUUUUACCUAGUUUUGUAUUGUAUAUAGAGAUUUUUACCUAUAUAAGUACUGAAAUCAAAUCUGAAACAAAAUUGUUAUUUAUUGGCUCUUUCUAUUGUUACUUUUUAAUUGUUUUAUUGCACUCCACUAUUAUACUAAGAUUGGUGAUAAGUUAAGUAGACACAUUUUAUACAAUUUUAUAUCCACUGAGAUUGCUUUUUUAUUAAUAAAAUUUUCAAAAUGUAAAUAGGUAUGUACUGUGUAAUUCCUCAUAUUGUGUAACUUGUCUUUUUAUAGGAACUUAUAAUGUGUAUUAUCUAUUAAAUAUUCUCUUAAAAUAUUAUUUUCAAUUUUGAUUUUUAUAAUAGGAUUCAUGUUAUUAUUCUUCCAUAAUACCUUAUUUUGAAGACUGAAGACUUUCC
Messenger RNA from Spodoptera exigua (beet armyworm), 1716 nucleotides. The record is from the annotation of a GenBank genome assembly. Lineage: Eukaryota; Metazoa; Arthropoda; Insecta; Lepidoptera; Noctuidae.